This is a messenger RNA of Pleurotus ostreatus (oyster mushroom), 456 nucleotides long. RefSeq lists its product as uncharacterized. The transcript is spliced from 3 exons. Lineage: Eukaryota; Fungi; Basidiomycota; Agaricomycetes; Agaricales; Pleurotaceae. The record is from RefSeq and is a predicted model, not a curated record. The coding region runs from base 1 to 456 and encodes 151 amino acids.
AUGUCAGUAACAACCGGCCUUGAGAAACACCGAAACCUCCUCUACGAUAACCCCAGCUCUCAUCUCUACAACCCAAGUAAUCACUAUGAAGAUCAAAUCAGCCUCCAUUCCACAGCAGUAUGGGACGACGAGAAGACUUACUCGAAGCAGCCAGAGAUCCGUAAAGCAGCCUUGAAUACCACCUUCAAGUACGCCAGAGUCUGUGGAGCCGACAAAGCAGGGGCAAUGAAGACAGAGAUACGGGGCGGCUUUCACACUAGCUCGGAAAGAGAUUCGUUCAAGCACCUGACUGUACGCUUCUUUGACAAAGACGGACGCCAAAUGUACUUCUACCGCAAGUCGGACAAGUCGUUCUGGGAUGUCCUCCAUGUUCCCGAAGACAUAGCGGCAAAUAACGCAAUUUGGAGGAUCGAGGACGACUAUGCUAUUAUCACUGAAGCUGAGUGCAGAGCGUAA